Messenger RNA from Aegilops tauschii subsp. strangulata, 1588 nucleotides. RefSeq lists its product as uncharacterized. The record is from RefSeq and is a predicted model, not a curated record. NCBI's taxonomy places the organism in Eukaryota, Viridiplantae, Streptophyta, Magnoliopsida, Poales, Poaceae.
ACAACUGCUUCAAAAUUUCAUACAUAUUUGCACCAAAUAACAUCAAAAUCAUCUCAAAUCACCACAAAUAAAUCCUAAAUCAUCACAAACAAAUCAUCAUCAAUAUUAGAAGAUGAUAGCCACGCCGGCCACAGAGGCUUCUCCUCCACCUCGUUGACUCGUGUCGGUAUGGGGCUGCCUGUAAGGCAGCGCCGACCGAAGCAGCGGCCGCUCGCCUGGGUUGCGAGGGGUGCGCACCUGCCCCGCGGUAGCUCUGGCGGCCAAAAGACCUACUCCGGGCGACGACUGCGAGCUCCAGGACAUGAGCGCCGACGCUGCAACCAACAUCCGAAUCGGCUAAAACUCUACGCGGGCGGCCGAUCUAAAUCGACGCGGCGACGGGACCUCGAGCGACCAUCCGGGGUGACGCGGGUGGGGCAGCGGGGUUGCAGCAAACUCAUGGGAGGAUGGACGAGUGGCAGCCGCAACCUUGCCUGCUGGAAUUGCCAGCGGCGGUGGUUGGAUGGAGGAGCGGGCGCGCAGCGGGAAUGUUCACGCGACAGUUGGGGCUGCACGCGUUUUGCUCGAGCGACCCAAAUGCUGCGAAUUUGCAUCAUUUGAUUCCCUAUUUUACAUCCCGGAGAAACUUGAGUAAUUGUUUUUGCAUCUAUCAGCUGCUGAAGUUUUUUUUGGUCUUUAUGAUUUUUACAUCUGCAUCAUCUAUUGUAGAUGCUCUGAAGUCGGCCACGAUUGUGGUAAAAUGUUGACACUCUGGGGCCUGUAAAAAAGAAAUGUUUGACAGUCUGGGAGCCGUGGAGCAACACGCUCGAGGUGUCGUAGUGGAGGGAAGCGUACCAAACUGGUCAAAAUCCGAUUCCAACCACUACCAACCACAUCGCAGAAGUGCGAAUCCGCCCGCCCAACGCCGACACGGCACCAGAACACCCCGUCACAGCGGCGCGCCUCCGAGUCAAGCCAACCCCCGCGCGGCGGCCGCCCGUAGCCACCGUGUCCUGCUGUCCCAGGAAUAGGAUCCCGCCGGCUGCGCGGCCGAGGGAGAGAUGCGGCGGUCGUCGAGCGGGGCGCGCGUGUCGGAGGGCGGCGACGCGUCCUCGUCCUCGUCGGGCCACCACGGCGACGGCACGGCGCUCCCGACGUUCGACCCGCAGUCGGCGGCGGGCCGGCGGGAGGCGGCGCGGACCCGGGCGCUGGGGCGCGCCGUGCACUUCAUCCCGCUGUUGCUGCUGCUCUGCGCCCUCGUGCUCUGGCUCUCCGCCGCCUCCACCUCCCCGGUUCACCUCGACUGAUAACAGGACGAUAUGGCAAGUUGAUCCAGAAUCUGGUGUCCAUAGGUUCCACAAAAGGGUACAGUUAAGUUGAUCAGGAAUGAUGAGGUUAGUAAAGGAGGCCUUAAGUUCGGGUUUGGAAGAACUAGCACAGCAACAAGCUCACAUACUAGGUGGUUAUUUCUGGGUAUUCUUUUCACUCCAGAUUGGAGUUGGUGUAAUUUGGCCCGCCAUUACAAUUUGUAUACAAAAAACUGAGUGAGCUCUUUUACGGUGAUUGGGGAGUUACAUCUUGUAAUUUGAUGUAACUCCUCCCUUAAUUA